Molecule: messenger RNA, 2270 nt
Organism: Carassius auratus (goldfish)
Lineage: Eukaryota; Metazoa; Chordata; Actinopteri; Cypriniformes; Cyprinidae
Product: putative ferric-chelate reductase 1
Exons: 15
Coding region: 92-1774 (560 amino acids)
Cellular component (GO): membrane
Source: RefSeq, a predicted model, not a curated record
UUUUUUAACAAGAUUUUGUGUCUUCCUUCUUUGCUUCCCCGUCGCUGUUCAUUGAUUUCGCUACUUAUAGUGAGUUUGUAAAUCUCCACAGAUGUUUCUGUAUGUUCUCUUUUGCUGUGUCGGGGUCGCGCACUGUUACGGUAACGGACUUGUCAGCGCAGCGUGUGACUCUAUGACGCCUGUUCACGAGGGUUACAGCGCUCAGAGCACCCCUGCUCCGUUCAGCAUCACUACCGACAAAACCACCUUUAAAGAGGGAGAUCAAAUCACAGUAUCGUUAAGCAGCCAAUCAGGAGAUAAGUUUGAAGGGUUUAUGUUACAAGCACGACGAGUUGGUUCUUCUACUCCCAUCGGCACUUUUACUGUGACAAGUAAUGCGCAGCUCCUUUCCUGCAAUGGAGUUGCUAAUAGAGCAGUCUCUCACACAUCAGACGAUAAAAAAAGUUCUAUUCAGGCUAAAUGGACAGCCCCUACAUCUGGACAGCUUGGCGAUAUAGAAUUCAGAGCCACAUUUGCAAAAGGUUUUUCUACUUUUUGGGUUGGUGUCAAGAGUUCUGUGGCAUAUAAUGGUACAGGAACUUCUUCUGCAACCCCUAAUACUCCAACUGUUUCAUCAAAUCCUGAUUGUGGGAAAACCAAAGUCUGCUUCACUCAGCCCAGCAACUGUGACCCAGCUGCCAACACAGGCUGUUACUUCAUGGCAGUUCAGACAACAUCUACCCAAUCAGAAAUGAGGAUUGAAAUGUUUGGCCAGGCCAGUGGAUAUCUCGCCAUUGGGUUUUCAGAUGACCGGGAAAUGGGCAAUGAUGACAUCUACAUCUGUGGUAAAGACAGCAGCGGCAACCUCCAAGUGCAACAUGCUUUUUCUACAGGAAAAACAGCUCCAACUAUUCUCUCACUGGUGAAUGUGACUGAUAUCAAAACAGCGUUGACGAAUGGAAAUAUAAAUUGUUCUUUUACUUCUCGUAAUGCUAUUAGCACGGGAAGUAGAGCAACGUCAGCUAGCGAGUACCACCUCAUGAUUGCUGCCGGACCCUCCGCCAGUCAAGGUAACAUCCAGAUCCACACAAGUCGAUAUGUCAGUAGUACAAAGGCUAAUUUACAGGUUCCAAGCCAGGUCAUUACAGAUGCUGAAGAAUUCCCAGCGAUUCUUAAAGCCCACGGCUGCCUUAUGUUAAUCUCCUGGAUGACCACGAGCAGUAUAGGGAUGCUCAUAGCACGCUAUUUAAAGGGAGUUGCCAAGGACCACGGUUGCUGUGGUAAAGAUUUUUGGUUUAUGGCCCACGUGUUUCUGAUGGUGCUGUCAGUCAUUGCCACGGCUAUUGCAUUCAUCCUGGUGUUUGCUUAUGAAAAGGAUUGGAGUGGGGGGGCUCAUCCUGUCCUGGGCUGUUUGGUGAUGAUCCUCAGUCUUAUUCAGCCCAUAGUUGCUGCUUUCCGAUGUGAGCCGCAACAUGAACAGAGAUUUGUUUUCAGCUGGGCCCAUUCCUUCAUUGCUUUAGCUAUCAAAGGCCUCGCAGUUGCUGCAAUUUUCACCGGUCUGGCACUGUUUGAAGAAUAUGUUGAGGAUGGAUGGAUGUUGAAAGUUAUGGGAGGUUUUGUUACCUGGGAGGCUCUGAUGUAUAUUCUUCAAGAUCUUAACUUGCGCGCCAAGAAAAAAGAUUCUGAGAUUUGCAGUUUCGGAUCGACGAAACCUGAAACAAUCCUGCUUAUCCUGUUCAUUUUGGGAAACCUGCCCUUCUUGAUAGCACUUCUUGUUGGAAUCGGCAGGACUUAAAUAACCCCAACAUUCUCUGGCCUUCCUCACUGAUUUUAGGUUCACUUUGUGGCUCUUUUGUUGUAUGAGUUUGUAUAUAGGUAUCUGUCCAAAAGUGUUAGUGUUCAUUUAGGAAUUCAGAUAAGCUCACCAUAAUUUCUCUUUUUUUUGUUCUUUUUAGUAAAUAUGCCAUUUCUUAUUAUUAAAAAUUCAUCACUGUGUCUUUGAGUGAGGCACAUUAACAGAUUACUGUACUGUAAAUUGCUCAUUACCUUGGAAGAACAGUAGUGAAAUUAUCUUGGGAUUUAAUCAAAGAGGCCAUUUAUUUUCUUUUAUUUUAAUACUUGAAAAAUGUUGAUUAAAACAUUUAUGGAAUAUAUUUAACAUUUUAAUACAUAUUUUUAUAUAAUUUUAGAUGUAUAUUAUUAACACAUUAUAUUAUGAUUGUUACUUAAGUGUACAAGACAACAGCACUCGACCACCAGAUGGCAGUGUCAUUAAAGGUAUUUGUAUGCAA